AAACCGCUUCAAGAUGGAAGAUCAAUUGAUAUCAUUAGAUGAAAAUAUGAAAUUAACGAUUGUGAAUAGAGAAAAGUCUUACGAAAUUUCUAAACAAAAGUUAUCGUCGAUUCCUUACUUUGUGAAAUUAUUUGCCGAUUCUGAUUGUGACACAACCAAAAUAGAACUUGAUCUUGAUGAAAGUUCAUUCGAUAAUAUUAUCGAGUUUAUUCUAGAUGGUCAACUAUCGAUUUCCAUUGAAAGUGCCUCAUCUAUGGUAGAAACUUGUGACUAUCUCGGAAUGGACGAAAUUAAGCGAAAAUAUUAUGAUUGCUUUGAAUCGAAUUUCAGAAUCAAACAUUUGGAAGAGUUUUUAGACUUUUUGAGAAUCAUAAAUGUCUUGGAAAGAUUAAAAACUAAAUUGAAAUCUUUCAUUGGGAAAUAUUUCGUUCCAAUUUCCAAUACGAGAGCUUUUCAGAAAUUUCCAGUUACUCUAUUGGAACGCUUGUUGAAAAUGCAUUUGGGUGUUUCGUCGGAGUUGCAAAUAUUUGCAGCUAUUGUUCGUUGGUGCAAAUUUGAUAAAAAGGCUCGAAAAAAAUAUCUACCUCAACUCAUGAAAUUUGUAAAUUUUCGUCGAAUGAAAGAUCCUGAGAUUACAACUUGCGUGUCAAUGUUUGAAGAUGUUGGAAUCUCUUCUAAUUUUCGACAUGGAAAGAAGCCUCGUGCUUAUCUACCAGAAUUCUGUCGAUUUGAUUGUAUAAUUAAACGACAGUAUAAUAAGUCAUUGAUCUCAAUCUAUGAACUUGAUGAAGAUAAAAUUAAUAUUCGACGUUUAUCAAGAUCAAAUCUCUGGAUUAAAUAUGGUCAAUUCACUCGAGAUGAGACAAUGUCCACUUCUCUGAUUGAGGCUGAUCAUAUCGUCGAUAUAAUUUAUGAUUCCGGAAGAAAAGGUAUUCGAAUUGAUUUGAUUGGAAAGAAAUUCAAAUAUCUUAAAAUGUUUGGUGGUGACAAUUCUUAUUAUGGUCAAGCUUACAAAUAUUUCGUCAGUGAUAUUUGUGUGAUUUACACUUAUACAAAGAUCAAAGAACCGAAAACACAUCAUCGCAAGUAUGACAGUAAUGAUUUUAAUUUAAAACGUUUGGAAGCCAUUUCUCUGGAUGAUCAAUUGGUGGGAAUUUGCUUUGGAAAUGCAGAUCCCGAUGAUUCUGACGGGUUUAGUAGAAGUCAUGGGUUUGAUGAAUCUGAUGAUGGUGGCGAGUUGAAUGAAUCUCAUGAUCAGUAUUUUUAUAGCUCAUCUCUUGAUUAUCGACAAUUGCUUUCAUAUGAGAUAAAAGGACCUGUCCAAACUCGGUCCUGUUUUUUAUCGAAAUCAAAUAAAUAUUCAGGUACUCAAAAGGUCUUUUACUUUUUGACUAAACGUAAAUUCUGUAAAAAGGUGCUAAGAUUUAAAGAUGUACUUGACUAUUCGUUCCUGAAAGAGUUCAUCGGAAGCGAUUCUCUUGAUCACAUUGAGCUGAUUUCUCAUGAAAAUACUGUGCUAAUUUGUAACAAGGAAACGAAAAUGAUUUAUUCUUAUAACGAUGAUAUUGAUACUGAUAUUGAUUACGAUAACACUGAUUAUUGGCAAUUUAUGUCUAAAAUUGAAUCUCCCGAAAAGAUGAUUACAAUUGCAUCGAUUUGUCUGCCGUUUGAUUGUGAACAAUAACUAAUUGUCACCCAAUUUAAUGUUCAAUCAUUUGUAGCAAAUCAAUUUGAUUGAGCUUUUCUCAAUGUACUCGAUAAUCUUACUUGUUUUAGUCUCGCUUUAAUAUUGUCAAUUGAAUAAAAUGAGUGAAUUCACUAGCAAUUAAAAUGGAUCUCUUGUCCUUAAUCAAAGUGGUUGAAAAAUAAUUUGCAUAUUCAUCAAUCUUUGACAGUUAUUUUGCUGAUUUAUUCCCUCCAAAGCGUCGAAGGAGUUUUUUAAUUAGAAAUAAUUAAGAAUCGAUUUAAUUAAGAAUAUAUAAGAA
This is a messenger RNA of Panonychus citri (citrus red mite), 1985 nucleotides long. RefSeq lists its product as uncharacterized. The record is from RefSeq and is a predicted model, not a curated record. Lineage: Eukaryota; Metazoa; Arthropoda; Arachnida; Trombidiformes; Tetranychidae. Gene Ontology annotation, molecular function: protein binding.